AUGUAUACAGCCCUUAACCUCUCGACUUCGGACGACUUCAACAUGUCAGAGUUUGACUCUCAGAGACAGCAGGAGCUCUCCCACCGCUCCGUCAAAAUAAGCAUAAUAAUCGUUUUGGGCGUCGUGGUCACGUUGGGAAACAUUGCAGUUCUCCUAGCUAUUACUUCCUCAGUGUCCGGCUGGUCGAGAAACUCUCGGUACUUUCUCCUCUCGCUCACUGCAGCAGACUCUGCGUUCGGACUGCUGGUCAUGCCCUUGAAUCUGUGGGUGAGUCUGCUAAAGGACUACACUGAAGGUCCAGAUGGUUUUUGUCACGUUGUGGCCUUUUGCAAUGCCACCGUCUACUCCACCUGCAUGUACACACUGGCCAUGAUAAGCCUGGAGAGGUACAUUGCGGUGUUUUACCCGCUUCAGUACUCAACUCUGCUGACAAGGAAAAGGACGCUGUUUCUGAUUGCCUUCGCCUGGUGCUUUCCUCCCAUUUUACUCUCGCCGAUAUCAUUACCAGAUGGCAUCAUCCAAGUUCAUUUUUCCACCGCAUCACUGGUCUGCAACCCAUCUUACUCUACAAAUAUUGGAUACUCCCUAAGCUUGACAUGUGUAAUAUUUUUCCCUUGCUCCAUCAUCAUGACAUUUGCAAACCUAAAAGUCUGGUGUGCAGCCAAGAGACAGAGGUUAAAACUGCGCAAAUAUGACAGCGCGCGGCGCAGUAGGCUCAAUGUGCCUUCCAGAGUGCUUGUGCCUGUGAUGGGAGCCUACUACAUCUGCUGGACUCCCUGCAUGGCAGCAAUGAUCUACAAUGCAGUCACAGGUAGAAGUAUACCAGAGUGGAUUGAGUUUGUAGUGGUCUGGCUACCAACUUCCAAUGGUUUCCUCAACUGCAUCUUCUAUUUCUGGAUAAACCGAAACUUUCGCAAGAAAUUCUGUCUAGUCCUUCAGAAACUAGCUCUGGCCCUCUGCCCUGAAUUGGCCAGCACCUUUGGGUGUUGCACCACAUCAAAGAUGCAGUUUGCAUCAGGAAUUUUGGAUAACAACAACAGUGUCCAUGGGCGUUCCUCCAGUGUGUCAUCUACCUGCACCCUGCUGUCUGUGGCUUAA
Neolamprologus brichardi is the source of this 1098-nucleotide messenger RNA. RefSeq names its product histamine H2 receptor. NCBI's taxonomy places the organism in Eukaryota, Metazoa, Chordata, Actinopteri, Cichliformes, Cichlidae. Gene Ontology annotation, molecular function: G protein-coupled receptor activity. The record is from RefSeq and is a predicted model, not a curated record. Gene Ontology annotation, biological process: G protein-coupled receptor signaling pathway. Gene Ontology annotation, cellular component: membrane.